ACUAAACAAGAGAGAGUGAGUAAGAAGGCAAGCAAUUAACAGCCGCAAUAAAGAAGUUUCUGCUGUUGUAUUAAUGGAAUCCCAUCGCCCUUCCAUUAAUUCCCCCCUCUUCUUUAUAUAAUGAAGCAGCAAGCCGCUUCUGUUGUCCCGCGCUGUGCUGAAGAACCAAGCGUCUCAAGGCGUUCAUUGACCAUGAGCCUGAACCGCGGCAAGAACCCGAAGUUGGAGGUGAAGGUGAACGUGGCCGGGAGGCAGCGGCGGGCGCGAGGGGGGCCCUCGACGCGUGCGGAGGACGAUGAGGAAGCAUCGGUGUCGCCGCCGAGCUCGUGUGUGUCUUCGGAGGAGGGCGAAAGCAAGUCGCCGGAUGCGACAGCGUCGUCCCCGCCGAUGAUGCUCGCCGGCUGCCCACACUGCCUCAUGUACGUCAUGCUCUCCGAGAAGGACCCCAAGUGCCCUAAGUGCAAGAGCACGGUGCUCGUCGACUUCCACUGCACCGGCAAGUCGUCCCGGGGGAGCUAGUGGCCGGCCGGCCGGUCGACAAGCGAGCGGGAAUUCUAUGGAAGGCUUCGAUCUGUAUGAAAGAUGGAUCGUGACGAAUAAAAAUGAAGUAGAGAGAGUGGACGGUCAAGAUUCAUUCUUCUUAGAAAUCUUUAAAGCAGAGCCUUCUAUAGAAUUUUUGUUCUGGUUAUAAAUUUUGUGAUACCGAAACGUAUUCUUCUCCUCUAAUCUCAUAUUUUAAUCUUCUUUGGAGAAAUUGAUCUCUCUUAAUCAGCUACGUAAUCUAGUUUAAUUAAGUUUCGCAGUCAGCUUCGUCUUUGUAAUCUGUAUCUCCCUUAAUCUAGUUUAAUUAUCAU
Messenger RNA from Zingiber officinale, 854 nucleotides. Its product is annotated as protein GL2-INTERACTING REPRESSOR 1-like. The record is from RefSeq and is a predicted model, not a curated record. The transcript is spliced from 2 exons. Bases 121 to 519 code for a protein of 132 amino acids. Lineage: Eukaryota; Viridiplantae; Streptophyta; Magnoliopsida; Zingiberales; Zingiberaceae.